AUGGCCUCCCUAAACCUCCUCCCCGAAGACCUCAAACACCUCGACCUCCUCCGCAACCGCUUCGCGACCCUAUCUCUCAACCUCUCCAACGCCCACCGCAACAUGGCGCUCACCUACCCCCUCCCCUCCCAAGAAUCCCUCCAGGCCUCAGCAGCAAUAAUCCACACCUCGCUGCUAUCCCUCCAGUCGAUCCUAACCGACAAGUCAGCCUUGUUCCACCGCAUCGCUGUCCACCCGUCUACCAACUUCCCCGGGCGCACCCAGCUAGACUUUUUGUCAUCGAUGCUAAGAAAAAAACCGGAACCGGAGAUCGAGACGAAAAUGGAGAUGGGGAUGCAGAGGGCGAGGGAGGUGGGGGUUGAUGAGGCGGUGUUGGCAGAGAUUGCUAGGCGGAACAAGAGACGGGAAGGGGGGGAUGAUGAGGAUUAUGAGGAGGGGGGUGGUGGUGGGGGUGGGGAUGGGGACGAGGGGGAGGAUGAGGAGGCGAAUAAUGAGAAGUGGGCGGAUUGCUGGUUUUUGUUUGAUAGGGGGUUGAAGGAGUAUAUUAAUGUGCAGGAGGGGAGGAGUUAUACUGUGGAGGAGCAGGAGAUGGGGGUUGAGAGGGUGAGGACGGGGUUGAGGAGGAAUUUGUUGGAGGAGGAGGAGGAGGAGGAGGAGGAGAGUGAUGAUGAGGAAGAGGAUGAAGAUGAAGAAGAGGAUGAGGAUUUAGUUAUGAUGGAUGGGAGUGGUGGGGGGAGGGGAGGGGUGGGACAGCAGGGGGUUGUGCAGCAGGCGAGUGGAAAUACGGGUGUGCAGCCAGAGCACUUGUUUUGGUUGUAUGCUAGGGGUAGGACAGAUCUACCGCCGAGGAUAGAGCUCGAGUCCAAGAGGGCGCCUGCGAAGGGGCAGGUGAAGAGACUUCCGCCUAGGUAG
This is a messenger RNA of Podospora anserina S mat+, 912 nucleotides long. RefSeq lists its product as uncharacterized. The record is from RefSeq and is a predicted model, not a curated record. The transcript has 2 exons. Gene Ontology annotation, biological process: regulation of transcription by RNA polymerase II. Bases 1 to 912 code for a protein of 303 amino acids. NCBI's taxonomy places the organism in Eukaryota, Fungi, Ascomycota, Sordariomycetes, Sordariales, Podosporaceae. Gene Ontology annotation, cellular component: core mediator complex; mediator complex. Gene Ontology annotation, molecular function: transcription coregulator activity; RNA polymerase II cis-regulatory region sequence-specific DNA binding.